UGCGCGCUACUGUGUGACACGGAGUGUGGAGCCGGAAGUCGGGACGUGGCCGGCGCUUAGUGAGGAGGAGGAUGGCCGUGGUUAGUAGCACUGAGCGCUUGGAGGUGUCUAUUGAUGGACUUACGCUCAGCCCGGACCCAGAGACCGCGGGAGACGUGAGGCCCGGAGCGGAGGAGGACGGGACCGAGGAACAACAGGCCCUAAACAUGGAACAGAGCUGGGGAUUCAGCCUGGAGGAACUAUAUGGCUUGGCACUUCGGUUUUUUAAAGAAAAGGAGGGAAAGGCCUUCCAUCCGACUUAUGAAGAAAAGCUCAAGUUGGUGGCGCUGCACAAGCAAGUCCUGCUGGGGCCUUAUAAUCCCGAUACGUGCCCUGAGGUGGGCUUCUUUGAUGUGCUUGGGAAUGAUAGAAGGAAAGAAUGGGCUGCCCUGGGCAACAUAAGCAAAGAAGAAGCAAUGACAGAAUUUGUAGCAUUGCUUAAUAGAUGCUGCAACCUUUUUUCAACCUAUGUUACAUCUCAUAAAAUAGAAAAGGAGGAGCAAGAACGAAAAAGGAUUGAAGAGGAAGAACGCAGAAGGCGAGAGGAAGAGGAAAGGGAACGUUUGCAGAGAGAAGAGGAGAAGCGAAGGCGAGAAGAGGAGGAAAGACUGAAACGGGAAGAGGAGGAAAAGAGACGGGCAGAGGAUGAGCGGUUUCGAAUGGAGCAACAAAAGCAGCAGAUUAUGGCAGCUUUGAACUCUCAGACAGCGAUGCAGUUUCAGCAAUAUGCUGCUCAGCAGUACCCGGGGAACUUUGAACAGCAACAGAUCCUCAUCCGCCAGCUACAGGAGCAACACUACCAGCAGUAUAUGCAGCAGCUGUAUCAGGUGCAGCUAGCACAGCAGCAGGCUGCUUUACAGAAGCAACAAGAGACGCUAAUCACUGGAAUGAACUCUCCAGUUAACUCUUCCUCCAAAAUGAACUCUGGAAACGUAGCUGUGCCGGGUGAUGCUCCUGCGGUCAAUGGUCAGAAUCAUCCCACUGCUGACAGUAAUGAGACUGAACUGGAUGUAGAUGCUGCAGAUGAUGUCCUGGAGAAUGGGCCAAAAGAAAUAACACCAUUGAUAGCUGCGCCCUCCAUGUGGACACGACCACAAAUAAAAGACUUCAAAGAAAAGAUCCGACAGGAUGCAGACUCUGUGAUCACUGUAGGCCGAGGAGAGGUGGUAACAGUCAGAGUUCCCACCCACGAGGAGGGCUCCUAUCUUUUCUGGGAGUUUGCCACUGAUAAUUAUGACAUUGGGUUUGGGGUUUAUUUUGAAUGGACUGACUCCCCAAACACUGCUGUUAGUGUGCAUGUCAGCGAGUCUAGUGAAGAUGAAGAAGAAGAUGAAGAAAAUCCAAACAGUGAAGAAAAAGCCAAAAAGAACACCAACAAGCCACAGCUGGAUGAGAUUGUCCCAGUUUACAGGAGAGAUUGUCAUGAGGAGGUCUACGCUGGCAGCCACCAGUACCCCGGCAGAGGAGUUUACUUACUAAAAUUUGACAACUCUUAUUCCUUGUGGAGGUCAAAAUCUGUGUACUACAGAGUGUACUAUACAAGAUAAAUCUGCAGUGUCAGCAGGAACAAGCAGUACAGUGGAUCUCAAGUUUGCUGGACCUUUUCAAUCAAAUCAGUGUUGUCUACGGAUUUGGUUUUACCUUCUUAUAGCAGUCAGUGGCUUUUAGUGCGACACAAAUUGCACCUCCAGUAAUACGAGCCCUUCAGUAUCACAGAUAUGUAUAAUAUUUUAUAGCAAACAUGGAUACCAUUUCCUUUGAUGCCUGCGCAGCAAGCAGUUCUAUAGCAAGGGGAUACAUUUACCCAUAAUGACCUGGUCUGUAAUAUUUGUUUGGGAUUUUCUUUCUGUUUGUUCUUGGUGUUGAGAUUUUAUAAUUAUGGGGAUGUAUCCGUCAUUGAACAAAUUGUAUUUAUCAAAUGAAUAAGAGAAACUUUAUAUAACAAAUUUAAAAAAAUAAGUUGUGCUCUUAUGUCCUAUGUGUGAGAACGUUGUUAAAAGAAUAUUCCUGCACUAUUUCUCACAACAUGUUAAUUUUUUUGGCAGUGUGGUUAUACCUGUGUAGUAAUGGUAAAUACAACUUGAAGCUGAAAGUGAACAGAGUGUCUUAUCCUGUAAUGGAUGUAAAUAAUAUCACAUAAAGUGAAUGACCAAUGAGAAUAAAGCACGAGAAAGUGUUAUUUUCUUUUACAAGAAAAAAAGAGAGUUUGGAUGGUCAUAUGUAAAGGCAUUUAAGCUAAACCAAGCUAAGGAAACGAGAGUAAACCAGAUAUAUAUUUAGAGUAACAUAGAACAAGCAAUUGUAUUGUGUGAUAGCAUGCACAUGGCAUUUAUGGUCACUAACGGCAAGGUUUCUGAUGAGGCGAAUGCCCUGAUCGGUUGCAGGCUCGCUCAUGAUACUGAUAUUUAUAAAGCAGCUGUUUAAACCUCUGCUUCAUAAACUCUCUCUGCAAAACUGGAGUAAGCGAAUUAAAGUUAGCCUGGAUUAAUUAGAACGGCGUGAUUGACUAGCCCUAUGCUCAUGCAAUUGGUGGCGGGGGGGGGGGGAGAGACACUUGCAUGAGUGUUCCCUUGUGCAAUGAAUAAUAUGGGGAACAUAUCUGCCCCACAAUUUGUAGUCCUGUGCGGACAGGUUCACAACUUGUGAAUCCUGUCCACUCGCAAAUUAAUAAAUCUUUUGUAUUUAACUUUUAUCCCCGAUUUCACCUGAGACUUAUGAAAAUGCCUUUGUACUGAUCAUUGUAUCUUGAAAUCUCAGCAGAUGGGUGUAAGCUGUUAUACUUUGCAAAUAUGGCUGUGUGGAAUAUAAGUGUUCUGCUCUUCCAUUUCUAACAGGAACUGAAAAGCUCACAAUUUUAAGAAUUAAAAUACAGGAAAAGGGGAUAAAAUAAAUAAUGAAAGUAUAUUGCAAAGUUUUUUUAUGUUUAAAAUGUAACAUUUUAUAUUACCAUCUCAUAUUGUUUAAUGUCCCUUUAAGGACCUCAGAACUGAAAGUGAGUAUUCAUCUUACAUUGCUUUUAGUUAAAUUUAACCUCACUUGUCUCACGGUGUUUGUGCUUUUUUUAUUUAAAAAUCAAAUGGAGGCGACCGAAAGAAAUAUCCUUUAUAGAAGUAAAAUUGGUUUAUCUGCUAAAUUAUAUUGUGUAGAAAAUGCUCUAAAACUACACAGCAAACCUGCAAAUGCAGCCUCGCUAGACCCAGAGAACUCAACAUAUUAAAGCACACAGAAGGGAAGCCUUAUUCAUAAAUCAGAAAAUGUCAUUCAAAUAUUCAAUGCAUGCAUUUUAUUUUUUCUAUGUGUAUUUAUCUCCUUUAGUUAAAGGGACAGUCUACUCCAGAAUUAUUGUUUAAGAAGAUCGCUAAUCCCUUUUGUUACCAAUUCCCCAGUUUUGCAUAACCAACACCUGUUAUAUUAAUAUACUUUUUACCUCUCUUAUUACCUUGUAUCUAAGCCUUUGCAGACUGCCUCCGUAUAUCAGUGCUUUUGACAGACUUGCAUUUUAACCAAUCAGUGCUGACUCAUAAAUAACUCCUCAGAAGUGAGCACAAUGUUAUCUAUAUGGCAUACAUGAACUAGCACUGUCUAGCUGUGAACCCAGUCAAAAUGCACUGAGAUAAGAGGCAGCCUUCAAGGGCUUCAGAAAUUAGUAUAUGUGUCUACCUAGGUUUAGCUUUCAACAAAGAAUACCAAGAGAACAAAGCAAAUUUGAAGAUAAAAUUAAAUUGGAAAGUAGUUUAAAAUUGCAUGCCAUAAGUAUAAUUUUGACUAGACUGUCCCUUUAAGCCUCAGCCCAUGCUACCUUGAUUAGGUUAAGGGCUGCAAAUGUAAUUCCCUCUAAAAUGUUUAUAAAAUGCACAGUGGAACAACAUUGCAAUUUACUCUAAUUUAUUUUGCAUUAUUUCUCUGUUGUUUAAAUCUGGAUAUUGGAGGUUUUGCAUUCCCAAAUAGAGGCUGAAAUACUUUCUGUGGAAUAUUAAAUCCUGGUCUUUCUACUUGCUGCAUUUUGAUUGGUUGAUAUGUGCAAAAGCUCAUUUAUAGCUGUCCUUUAUUAGUCACAACAAAGGAGAUCAGUUUUACAACACUAAAAGGGAUUCUCAAGGGGUGUGCUUUCUAGUCUGCAAAAAAAAACAGUUUUAAAUGCUUGUAAAAUAUGUAUUUUAUUUGCCAAUCUAUUUCUGAUUAAUAUAUAUAUUAUAUAUAUAUUAUCUGUGCUGAACAUUUUUAUUUUUUUUAACUUUAUAUGAGAUGGUUUAACGUUUUUGAGUUCUUAUGAGUAAUUUAAACCGAUACUAAGCUCCUUAAUCUAGGCAACAACAAAAAAUGGGACAUGGAAUGAGGAUUGUCAUCUUUUUAUCCUGCCUAUUCAUUUUUCAUAUUUAAACUCCCUUUUAUCCUUCUGCUUAUUUUUCUCCUUUUCUUGCACAUGGUAAAAAAAAAAAAUAUAUAGCGGCUUAACCUCUGAAUAUUUUUUGGUGCUACCAAAAUAGUGUCCUACUAGAACAAUAACUUAGUUUAUAUUUUUGGAAUUACUUUGAAUCACUUAGUAUUUCAGCCCUCUUUAGCAGAAGUGUUUCAAAAGCACAAUAUUCUAUAAUACAUUUGAGACCAUAUUUUUAGUUUUCAAAAUGUUUUAAAGCUAAUGUGCCACCCAUUCUGCCUUCAAAUUUAUACAAUUGCUUGGGAUCAUACUGAUGUAUUUUGUGGUUUGUAUGUACUGUAGUGGAAAAGAGCAAUUCCUCCCCCGAAAAGUACAUCUUCAAUAAUUAAUUUGUAUGCCUGAAAUGAUGAUUAAAGGGAAAAUGAACCCCAUUUUUUUCUUCUGUGAUUCAGAUAGAGCAUGCAAAUUUAAGCAACUUUCUAAUUUACUCCUAUUAUCAAUUUUCCUUUGUUCUCUUACUUUCUUUAUUUGUAAAAGAAGGCAUCUAAGCUAUUUUUUUGGUUCAGAACCAUGGAAAGCACUUGUUUAUUGGUGGGUGAAUUUAUCCACCAAUCAGCAAGAACAACACCAUGUGUUCACCAAAAAUGGGCCGGCAUCUAAACUUACAUUCUUGCAUUUCAAAUAAAGAUACCAAGAGAAUGAAGAUAAUUUGAUAAUAGGCGUAAAUUAGAAAGUUGUUAAAAUUGCAUGCUUUAUCUGAAUCACAAAAGAAAAAAUUUGGGUUCAGUGUCCCUUUAAGUUUACUAUUCAUUUGAGUUUUCCAAAGCUCAUGAUCUUAAUCCCAUAUGUUGGAAUGAUGGUGCUCUGUUGGUAGGUUUACAAAUUUGUUGUUCAUAUUCAGACAAAAUGUUUACUAUUUAAACCUUUUGUUUUAAUAAAUACAAUUUGUUUACUUUAUUAUCCAUUUAAGGACUGAAAUCUUUGAAUUACUGUAAAGAGACAUUUAAAGUAUCUUUUUUUCCCAUGUAUUGGAAAAGAUUCACUGUAUUUCAACAUCUUCAUACAAAAUAAAUGCUUUCAAAUAAUUUAAAACAUACACUGAAGCUACAUAAAGGUUAUCGUUCCUCCUUUACUGUGGCCAAUUAAGGACAUAUAUAAUCUCCUGUACAUAACCAAUCACUGUGCAGCAUAUAGGAGGUCAGGGUUUAAAGGGACACUGAACCCAAAUUUUUCUUUUGUGAUUCAGAUAGAGCAUGACAUUUUAAGCAACGUUCUAAUUUACUCCUAUUAUCAAAUUUUCUUUAUGCUCUUGGUAUCUUUAUUUGAAAUGCAAGAAUGUAAGUUUAGAUGCCAGCCCAUUUUUGGUGAACUACCUGGGUUGUCCAUGCUGAUUGGUGGAUAAAUUCAUCCACCAAUAAAAAAAGUGCUGUCCAGGGUUCUGAACUAAAAAAAAAAGCUUAGAUGCCUUCUUUUUCAAAUAAAGAUAGCAAGAGAACGAAGAAAAAUUGAUAAUAGGAGUAAAGUAGAAAGUUGCUUAAAAUUACAUGCUCUAUCUGAAUCAUGAGAGAGAAAAAUUGGGUUCAGUGUCCCUUUAACUUGGGACAUGAAAAUAGUGAAAUUUAUAGAGUUAAAUUACAGGAAGUGCAGGCAAAAUAUAUAAUGAAUGUGCAUUGCAAUUUUUUUUUUCUCAUUUUGCAUAGUGAAACAUAAGGUAUACAGAUUUUUUUUAUGUAAUGUCCCUUCAAUUAAGGAAUGAACUGAAAAGCUCAUUUGUUUACCUUAUAUAUUUCUAGACUUGUUAGGAUUAAAGGGAUAUGAAACCCACAUUUUUUCUUUCAUGACUCAGACAGAGCAGGUAGUUUUAAGCAACUUUCUAAUUUACUCUUAUUAUCAUUUUUUCUUAGUUCUCUUGGUAUGCUUUGUUGAAUGAGCAGCAAUGCACUACUGGUUUCUAACUGAACACAUGGGUGAGCCAAUAGAAAUUUGUAUAUGCAGCAACCAAUCAGCAGCUAGAACCUAGUUUCUUUGCUGCUCCUGAGCAUUCCUAGAUACACUUCAGCAAAGGAUAACAAGAGAAGGAAGCAAAUUAAAUAAUAGAAGUAAAUUUGAAAGUUGUUCAAAAUUAUAUUCUCUAUCUACAUCAUGAAAGAAAAUGUUUGGGUUUCAUGUCCCUUUAAUUUCUUUAAACUGAUAUUUACAACUGACUACAUUUUCACUCUUGUAUUUCUCUUGAUCUUAAAUAAAAAAAAAAAUUAGGCAACCCAUAAAAAGGGACAUAAAACAAAUUUUUGUAAAUUGACCUAUGCGUGCCUGUAGCUUAUAUUUUGCUUAUUUACUGCCCAGUCGUCCCCGCCCGCCAUGUCUCUUGAGAGGUUAGACACAUAUAUUUUUAUAUAUAUUUCAAAGUUGCUAAUUAUUUGCUAAAGAGAUGUAUAGGUUGAUUUUUAAAUGUCUGUUUUUUGUUCCUUUAAACACUUGACAGCCAUCUUAAUGUAUACAGGAUUCAUUUUACCCAUGGGCAGCGCUGCGGAAUCUGUUGGCGCUUUAUAGAUAAAGAAUAAUAAUAAAUAAUAAUAAUAAUAAUUUUCUUUUACAAUCACUCUGCUAUGAGUUGUGUGGAAUGAACAUCUUUUAUCAGAAUGUAAUUAACAUGUACACUAAUAUGUAGACCCCUUGCUAACAAUUUGAAGUAUUUGUCAACCAGGCAUCAAAAGGACCAAUAUAAGCAAAACCUAGCAAUGUUUGGAUUUUUUUUCUACAUCUGUUUAAUGCAUGUUUAACAGAAAUAUGUUAAUAGACAUUUUCUCCCACUACAGGAGAAUAUGGUUUACUUAAAUUUGUAGUGAUUAUAAAUAUAAUUUGGUUAAUUAUACAUAUUCACAUUAAGUUACUAUAAUUUUGUGUAAAUAGUUGCAGCGUUGGGCUUCAAAAUAUACUGUAAAUAAAAUGCAAAGAAAAAGGAAAAUCAUUUUUACACUAUUAAACACCUUGUUUGCUGACUUGUCCCUUUUAUGUAAAGACUAUUUGGCCGUUACAAUGAAGUGUCUGUAAAUGGCAAGGAUUCUAAUCUUCUUGUUGGUGUGACGUAUUGCCUUCAAGCUGUUGAGGAACAGUACAAGUGCAAUUUCAAAAUUCCUGAGUAAUAUAUUUAAUCGUAAUUAAAAGUACAUUUCUCUGUAUGUUUCCUAUUUUCUUUGUGUUUUUAUAUCUCAUUAGUUGUUAUAAUGUCUGAGGAGGAUGUCUUACACUGUAAAUUGUUUAGUUCUUAUAAGAAAUUGUUUGUCCUUUAUUAAAAGAAUAAUUAUCUCCUUUUAAAAAAAA
Molecule: messenger RNA, 7738 nt
Organism: Bombina bombina (fire-bellied toad)
Lineage: Eukaryota; Metazoa; Chordata; Amphibia; Anura; Bombinatoridae
Gene: ACBD3
Product: acyl-CoA binding domain containing 3
Exons: 8
Coding region: 72-1586 (504 amino acids)
Cellular component (GO): Golgi membrane
Molecular function (GO): fatty-acyl-CoA binding
Source: RefSeq, a predicted model, not a curated record